UAAACAGUCGAAAUUAAUGAAAAGAGCGUGAUGUUGGACUGUUUUGUCAAACAAAACAAACACUGCAUUGGUUUCAUCUUAUAUUAUUUUCCGUGUUAACUCAAACUUCAUAGUGUACGAAGAAGAUAAUACAUUAAAGGCAUUUAGGUAUUGUUAUAAGCAGGAAAACGAGGAGGUUAUAUAGAUUUAGACAUGGAACUUAAUUCGCACGACACACACAGUGGUCGUAUUUACAUGUUUGUAGACGAGAGCGAUAACAAUAAACGCCACAAUACAUGGUGGGAAGCAUUUUGCCUUCGAUUUCACAAUGUGGAUACGACACCAUCAUGGCACCCGAACUGGUGGACUAAAUUGUUCCCAUUCCCAAUUUUUCCCACGUACAGACAAACAGCACAACAGCUAUGUAUUAUCAUGUUUUUCCUUCUCUCGUGGGGUAUACUCUACGCCGAGCUCGGGAAUCCCGUAGGUUUACAAGGAGAGCUUCUAAGCAUGACAGUCCUCGUAAUCACUGCAUAUUUGGUUGGCUGGAUCUGGAUGAAGAUCACCACUCUACCAGCGCUCAUUGGGAUGCUAUUGACUGGGAUACUCUUUCAGAACCUACAGCUAGUCCAUAUGACAGACGAAUAUCGAAAACUUAAUCAGGAUUUGCGAAAAAUCGCCCUAGUCAUAAUUUUGACUCGAGCUGGUCUUGGUCUUGAUGCUGGUGUCUUAAAGAAGCACUAUGCAGCAGUACUACAACUUGGUUUGCUGCCGUGGUUAGCUGAGUGUGUUCUGAUUGCCGUCUUUACCCACUACUUAUUGGGACUGCCUUGGAUAUGGGGUUUUCUCCUCGGCUCGAUGAUAGCCUCUGUGUCCCCGGCAGUGGUGGUACCUUGUCUCUUUAGGCUCCGAGACGCAGGGUAUGGUGUGGACAAGGGAAUAACCACGGUUGUGGUAGCCGCUGCCGCCAUCGACGACUCGAUCAGCGUCGCUGUAUUCGCCAUCAUUCUUAACGCUAUGUUCUCGACUGGUUCUGCCACUUAUAAUAUCAUCAAGGGACCUUUAUCGAUAGUAGCCGGAGUAAUCGUAGGCUCACUAUGGGGAGCUAUGACUUCUGUUGUACCAGAGAAAGGAGAUACUUAUGUGAUUCCACUGAGGUUCCUAGCUUUAUUCUUAGGAGGACUGUUUUCACUGUUCAUAUCAAGUUUAAUAGAAUGGAGCGGGGCUGGGCCUCUUGCUAUAGUAUCUUCGGGAUUUGUAGCAGCAUAUUAUUGGAAUAAGCAAGGUUGGCCAGUAAAUAAAAAUCCGGUUAGCAACUUAUUCAGAAUUUUAUGGAUUUUCUUCGAGCCCAUAUUGUUUGCUUUCACUGGGGCACAAAUAACGAUAAGUGCCUUAGAUCCUCAAGUAAUAAAAAUGGGAGCAAUAUGUCUGAUUUCGAGCCUUGUGUUGCGGACAAUUAUCACCUUUGUCAUUAGUUUUGGCUGCGGAUUGAAUAAGAAAGAGAAACUAUUUAUUGGUCUUACUUGGACAGCCAAAGCCACAGUUCAGGCAGCUCUCGGCCCCGCAGCAUUAGAUCUAGUCAACAGUGGAAGCUCAGCAGGUUUGCCCAAAGAAGAAGAGGAAUAUUACGCUAAAGCGCUUCUAGCUAUGAGCGUUCUAAGUGUCGUGAUAUCAGCGCCGACUGGAGCCAUACUCAUCGCUCUGGCUGGUCCCAAGUUACUAAAGCAAAGCCAAAAUGAUGCAGUAUGACACUGAACGAAAUUUAGAAUUGUUUACAGAACUCGAAUGACUAGUAAACUGUUUUAAAAGUAGGCAUAAGUAUACUUAAUAGGUUAUAGGUAUUCCGCUGAGAAAACAAGUACUUACAUUUUUCAAUAAACAUUUUAUAUUCUAAUGUUACUUACCGGAACUUACAUGUACCUAUUUACUCUUCAGUAGGUACCUUAUUUUAGUUCUUAAAUUAAUAAUAAUUUAUAAAUUAAAUUAUUAUUCUAAUCAAAGUUUUUCGAAUUAAUUAUUAUUUUUUUAUCAUUUUAAUUUUCUAACAGUUUCUAACGUAUUGUGAGAAAGGAGAUUUUUAUAAUGUUCAUGAACAUUUAAACUGGCAAUUACACUUGAUAAAACUUGAACGAUUGCCUUUUAUUUAUAAAAAAUAAAUACAUUUUUUUUUAUUGUGUAAAUGGCAAUCUAAUAAGUUUUUUGAGAUAAUGUGCCAGAAUCAGACCAAAUACCUACUGCCGAAG
Messenger RNA from Pectinophora gossypiella (pink bollworm), 2222 nucleotides. Its product is annotated as sodium/hydrogen exchanger 9B2-like. The transcript has 13 exons. Lineage: Eukaryota; Metazoa; Arthropoda; Insecta; Lepidoptera; Gelechiidae. The record is from RefSeq and is a predicted model, not a curated record. Gene Ontology annotation, biological process: proton transmembrane transport. Gene Ontology annotation, molecular function: antiporter activity. Bases 193 to 1728 code for a protein of 511 amino acids. Gene Ontology annotation, cellular component: membrane.